Coniophora puteana RWD-64-598 SS2 is the source of this 1647-nucleotide messenger RNA. RefSeq lists its product as uncharacterized. Gene Ontology annotation, cellular component: transcription factor TFIIE complex. The transcript has 7 exons. Gene Ontology annotation, biological process: transcription initiation at RNA polymerase II promoter; transcription open complex formation at RNA polymerase II promoter. The record is from RefSeq and is a predicted model, not a curated record. NCBI's taxonomy places the organism in Eukaryota, Fungi, Basidiomycota, Agaricomycetes, Boletales, Coniophoraceae. The coding region runs from base 163 to 1578 and encodes 471 amino acids.
CGUCCUGGCACGGUCACAUCCAGUUCCAGCUGUGAAACUUUGAAAUCUCAAGUCGCAGGCUUACACUCAUUCAGUCGAACGCGCUCAGACGUGGCCGACGGUCAGCUCGCUUCUGGCGGAGCUUCUGGCAGCUGAACCAUCGGCACCUCGGGAGAUUCUUGAAUGGCGACACGAGAAGACCAGGAGACGCUCCGUAUCCUCGUACAGCAUGUAUCUCGAGGCUUCUACGAGCCCAAGUUCUCCAUCGUUUUGGACCAACUCGCCCGACAUCCGGUUUUGAAGGAUGAUGAUCUGGCAGGCCGCAUGGGGCUUCAGGCGAAGGAACUCAACAAACUCAUGGCCGUCCUGAAUAACGAUCAGCUAGUACAAGUGUACCGCCAGAACGAACUGAAGGAGGGCGCUCAGCGGUCAGUGGGAAGGCAAUACUACUUCAUUAACUACAAGCACUUUUGCGACGUUGUCAAAUGGCGGAUAGCGGAAAUGCGUCGGAUAAUAGACUCGGGGCUUCGUAAUGAACUCGACAACAAAGGUUAUAUAUGCCCCCAAUGCAACAAGUCUUACACGUCUCUGGAAGUUGACAAAUUGAUGGACUUCAUGCAAAACAAGCUGGUUUGCGAAGACUGUCAUGCCGAAGUAAUCGACAAUGAGAACGCGGAGAACGUGAAAGGCAGCAAAGACCGCAUGCAGCGAUUCAACAGACAGAUUCGCUUCAUAAUAGAAGGACUACGAAAGACGGAGUCCAUGAUUAUACCGUCGUUGGAUGUUCCGGCAUGGAUAAAGGCUAACGUCAUCGACCCAGAAAGGCUGAAGAAUGGUGGACCGGGUGGAGGACUCAAAAUUGCGGGAUCUUCGGGCAACACGGCCCGCGAUGAUGGUGUCGGAAUCAUGCUGUCAAUGGACAAGGACGAGUUGACGCGGCGACAAGAGCGAGAUGCCGAGGCCGCAGCGAAACGACAGCAGAACGCGCUACCAGCAUGGCAUCUCAAGAGUACGAUUACGGGUGACCUCACGGCGCUCGGCAUACAGGAAAACGAGCGAAACGAGGCUCACGGGAAUGGAGGACCUAUCACAACGCUGUCGAAUGAUGACAUGCUCAAGGGCCUCGGAGUUUCUGGGCCUUCGCGCCAAACACAAGUGACGACCGUCACCGAGGAUGUCAAACCUGUGAUCAACCAAGAAGCGGACUAUUAUGACCAGUACUACGCUUCCUUGGCGGCAUCGAAUGCGGCUUCUACGCAAGCAACUCCGUCAGGACCUGGCAGCGAUGAAGAAGAGGAACAGAAGCCCAAUAUACAGUACCUGGACUCACUGAACGAUUACCGAAAACGAUCUCGUUCGCGGGAGGACGAGGGGCCCUCUUCGCAGAAACACGCGAAGACAGAGCCUGCCGAUUCCAUCAUACCUGCGGAGAGCACAGACGAAGUCAUCGGCACUGCUGCGGAUGCCGCAGCAGACGAUCCUAUAGUUUAUGUCCAUGGCGUUGCAAAGCAGUUCAGCCAGGUAACGGAAGAGGACCAAGAACUAAUGACUCCAGAGGAGUAUACGACGUACUUCGAGGUUAUACAGGCACAGAGCUAGAAAUAACAUUCCGGGCCCGGUGCUUGGUUAUGUUGAUUACUCGUUUAGAACUAGUGCGCAUGACUUCCG